AUGGAGAACGAGAGCGUAGAGACUGACAUUUUGCUCAUCGAGGGGUUAAAUGUGACCCCCCAGAGCUCCAUCCCGGCCUUCAUCCUCCUCCUCAUCAUCUACGUCUUCAUCAUGCUGUCCAACAUCAGCCUGGUGGUCCUGAUCAGCGUGGAGAGGAGCCUCCACCAGCCCAUGUACCUGCUCUUCUGCAGCAUGGGCAUCAACGACGCCUUCGGCGCCUCCGCCAUUCUCCCCCACCUGCUCAGCAACCUCUUCACACCCAGCUCAGAGCGCACCAUUCAUUACGCCGCCUGCGCCGUUCAGGCUUUUUGUGGCCACUUGCACGCCGCCGUCGCCCACUCCGUCCUCAUGGUCAUGGCGUUUGACCGCUAUGUGGCCGUCUGUAGGCCUCUGCAGUACUCGUCCAUCAUGAGCACCAGAAUGGUGGUGAAUCUGUCGGCGUCGGCUUGGGGGGUCUCUGUGGUCAUCGUCCUGACCCUGGUGAGCCUCAGUGUCCGCCUGUCUCGCUGCAGGAGGGUAGUUUUCAACCCGUUCUGUGACAACCCCUGCCUCUUUAAGCUGUCCUGCCAAGACAUCACCAUCAACAACUUGUAUGGCCUGGCAUCCACCGCCGUGAUGCUGACCGCCUCGCUCGGCAGCGUGACGCUCACCUACCUGAAGAUUGUUGUGGUCUGCCUGAGCAGCCAGAGGAAGACGCUGAACAGCCGGGCGCUCCAGACCUGCGCCACACACCUCACUCUGUACGUCAUCAUGAUGGUGUCGGGCAUGGUCAUCGUCACCCUGCAUCGCUUUCCUGAGCUGUCAGAGAUCAGGAAGCUGUCCUCCAUCAUGUUCCAUGUCAUUCCUCCUGCCUUGAACCCCACCAUCUACGGACUCCAGAUUAAAGCCGUCCAGCAGAAAAUCACCGCUAUCUUCACCAGGAAUCAUGAUCAAAUGUGA
Molecule: messenger RNA, 939 nt
Organism: Oryzias melastigma (Indian medaka)
Lineage: Eukaryota; Metazoa; Chordata; Actinopteri; Beloniformes; Adrianichthyidae
Product: olfactory receptor 9K2
Exons: 1
Coding region: 1-939 (312 amino acids)
Biological process (GO): G protein-coupled receptor signaling pathway
Cellular component (GO): membrane
Molecular function (GO): olfactory receptor activity
Source: RefSeq, a predicted model, not a curated record